CAGCCAAUCGGAAGGGCGCAUCCUUUGCCAAGUGUCGCGUUGGAGGCGGCUCUGCAUGCAUGUGUGUGUGUCUAUAUAUAUAUAGCUUUCAAUGGAUUGCUCUUGUAGUAAAUCCGUGGGGGGAAUCGACGCGGGUGGAAGCUUCGGUUGAAUUAAACUUCGUCUAGACUCCCCCCUCUCUGUCAAAAGAAAGAUACACUUCCUACAUAGGUGAAGAGAGCAGCUGUUCUUCAGAAUGGUUGCAACCAGCAGUUUAAACAACAAAAACUCCACAUGCAUCUCUGAACUGAUACAGCAACACUUCCAGCAUGCAGCCAUAACUGACUUUGACUACUGGGAUUAUGUAGUGCCUGAACCCAAUUUUAAUGAGACGGUGUUUGAGGAACGGUCAUGUCAGAACCUAGUAAGAAUGCUGGAGAGCUGCCUAUCCAGAUCAAAGCAAACUAGACUGCAUUGCUCAAGGGUUCUAGUCCCUGAGAAACUGACCAGGAGAAUAGCCCAGGAUGUCUUGCGCCUGUCUUCAAUGGAGCCUUGUGGUUUACGGGGUUGCAUUAUUCAUGUCAACCUGGAAACGGGAAAUGUAUGUAAAAAGCUGGAUAAGAUUGUGUAUGACCCUGCUGUUGUUCCUACGUUUGAGCUAACGCUGGUGUUUAAACAGGACAGUGGCUCGUGGCCUAGUUUCAGAGAUUUCUUCCCUAGAGCUUGCUUUACUUCCAGCACUAAACGUACCCUAAUCCUGAGUCCUGGAUUUCGGCUAAUAAAGAAAAAAUUAUAUUCUUUGAUUGGGACGGUUGUGGAAGAAUGCUAGAACAAAAAGGAAAUGAGUUUCACAAACUGAGCCUACUGCCCUUAGAAACAUGACUUAAUUUUUUAAAGAUGAUGCUGACUUUUGCACAACAUACUUAUAUCUCCCUAGGCUGGCAAAAUCUCAAUGCUGCUAGCUGGCACUAGGUGGAAUUGGAAAGAGCACAGCUACUGAUACUUGAAACAUUCCUCAUUGAGCAUCCCUUUUGCAAACCUGUUAACAAGCCUGUUUGCUGCUUACUGCUAGAAGUCGUACUAAAUUUUACCUCUGCAUAUUUGAUGCCUUAAAAGUUAUUCUGCCUUCUUCUAAGGUUGGAUUUCUUUUGUCGUUAAAGAACAUCCUCUGGGGAACAACUGGCAAGGUGCCCAUCUGGGUAUGCAUGCUAAAGUAACAGGAAUCGUGCUUCCAGGUGAUGGUUGAAACAGCAAUGGUGGCAUCUAAUGGAUACAUUUUAUUCUUGGAAUGAUGCCAAUUUAUUUGAGAUUUUGGAUUAGCAGUUACUUAACUAUUUUGCUGGUAUUUCUGGCCAAGUAACAGUUUGCACAAUCCUUUUGUGGCAUAUGAGUGCCUUAGUUUCGCAUCGGGUUGUCUUCUAGAUGGAAGAUUUGAAGCAUGUCCAUUUGCUCGAAGUGCUAUGAAACAGCUAAACUGUAUUUCAAUUGUGUGAGUCUCUCUGAUAUCUGGAAAUGUGAAGUCUGUAGACUGACUGAUGUGGAACAACAGAUAUGUUGAUUUAGAAGGACACAUAAUGGUUAUGUGUUGUUGAAGGCUUUCAUGGCUGGAAUCACUGGGUUGCUGUGAGUUUUCCGGGCUGUAUGGCCACGUUCCAGAAGCAUUUUUUCUUGACGUUUCACCUGCAUCUAUGGCAAGCAUCCUCAGAAACAUACCUCACAACCUCUGAAGAUGCCUGCCAUAGAUGCUUCUGGAAUAUGACCAUACAGCCCAAAAAACUCACAGCAACCCAUAUUGGUUAUGUUCACAGUAAUGUUUGAUCUGCCUCAAGUCUCCUUCUAAAAAUAAGAACAUUGUUCUCCUAUGAUCCUAACUCUCAAUUUGUUAAAAUAAUUCAAACAAUUUCUUUUCUGGGAUUUUUAUUCAUAUCUCAAUCUUUUCUAAAAACAUGGCUGGUGAAGCAAUUGCUUGGAGCUGUUUGGGGUAAUACUUCCCAAGACUAGCCAGGACUUUAUCCAUUGUUUGAAAACUGCAGAUCCAGUUGAUGCAAUCCAAUAAAUACAGCAGAAAACACUGUUAGGUAACUCCAUAAAUGAACCCAGUCAAUCCUCAUGAUUCUGUUCACUCAUAGCAUUUGAUGACUAAGCUUUUAAAAAAUCCACAGCCAAAGAGAUGAGCUGAAUAUCUAGUCCUUUCCUAGUUUUUCUACUCCAUUCAUACUAUAGAGAUAGGCCUGUAAGGCUGAGAUAAUUUUUCAUAAUCUGAGGAGAAAAUUCUGUAUGGUUCUUGGUACCAGAUUCUACCUCUUCUUUUGGAGGUGGAGGCAUUGAACAGUGUUAGAGAAAUCGUCUUUGUCUUUAAAAGACUUCUCUUUUAAAAUGUGAUAAUGGGAAGCUUUCUUACAGCUUAGUCACUCCAAUAUUCUGCUGGCUUCUCUCUUCCUACUUAGUUGCCAACUGUUGCCAUUUUAGAAACCUCAUAAGCACUCUGUGAGCAUGCCACUUUUAAACCGCACUGAGUUGGCAUUGGUAUCCAGAAUUCAAGUUAGGUGUUAUGUUGAACGUUCUUUUAAAUACCUCUUUAUUCAGUGAUCCCGUACUUUACGGCAUUAAAAUCUAAGCUUUGUGUGUUGGUACAAAUGAACAAUUUUAACAAAUGCAAAAAAAGUACCCAGCAAGGGACCAGAUCCUAAAACAGGAGUGGGGAAUGUGUGGACCACCAAGUGUUUGUGACUUCAGUUUCCAGAAGGCCAGGACAGCAUGUCCAAAGGUAAGGAAUCAUGGAGUUGAAGUCAAAAACACCUGGAGUGCCAAACCUUCCACAGCUUUGUCCUCAACCAUUUAUAAUAAUGGAAAAAUUGAUAAGGAGAAGAGACUGCUAUACUGUCAUGUCUCAAGCUUUUUUUGUUUUGUUCCUAUGUGCUCAAUUUGUAAUUUGUCCUGUGUGCAAGAAGAAAGAAAAAAACAGAAGUCCUAGAAGGCAUUGCUCUUGACUUCUUUCAGGAGUCUUUAUAUGAGAUAAACUGAUGUGUAUGUGGCAGAUGUUCCAGAUCUGUUGAUUUUUCUGAGCAACUGAAGCUUUGCCUUGCUGAAACAGGACCACUGGAAACUGGUGUUGCACUUAAUUGCUUUUAACCAAUGAGUGAUAAAUGGUUGCCUUCGCAUGAGUGCAUGAGAGUGUCUUUCGGAUUUGCACAGAAACAAACCUGUUUACUGUUCUGAAAUGGUGAAAUGUUAUUCCUUGCAUUGCCUUGUUGCUUUCUCAGCACUGAAUUUAAAUGUGAAUUUUAAUGUAAGUCUGUUCAUAAAUAAAAGUUUGUUUUUAAUUCUCAA
This is a messenger RNA of Anolis carolinensis (green anole), 3309 nucleotides long. It is a transcript of the gene ddit4l, whose product is annotated as DNA damage inducible transcript 4 like. Gene Ontology annotation, biological process: negative regulation of signal transduction. The record is from RefSeq and is a predicted model, not a curated record. The coding region runs from base 236 to 808 and encodes 190 amino acids. The transcript has 3 exons. Lineage: Eukaryota; Metazoa; Chordata; Lepidosauria; Squamata; Anolidae. Gene Ontology annotation, cellular component: cytoplasm.